CCGUGUCACGCCACCUUGUCUACAAAUUGGAGGUUCGUAGCCAGCUGUAAGGAGGUUUAUUGUUUGAGCUGCUUCUGAACCGCAAUUCAUCACCGACAAAAAUGCCUGAAUACACCAUUAUAUACUUCAAUGUCAGAGGGCGUUGUGAAGCAAUGAGGAUGCUUCUGGCUGAUCAGGGCGUGGAGUGGAAGGAAGAUGUUAUAAGUGUGGAAGCUUGGGGGCAAGGCAAUCAAAAGGCUAAAGCGGUAUUUGGACAGCUUCCUGGGUUUAAAGAUGGUGAUAUUGUUUUGUACCAGUCUAAUGCCAUUCUGCGCCAUCUUGCCAGGAAACAUGGUCUGUAUGGGAAGCAGCCAAAUGACGCGUCUCUGAUAGACAUGAUGAAUGACGGAGUAGAAGAUCUUAGGCUGAAGUACAUCCGUCUUAUCUAUCAGAACUAUGAGGAAGGGAAGGGAACCUACAUUAAGAAUCUCCCUGAUGAGUUAAAGCACUUUGAGCGUUUUCUCUCAGAGAAUAAUGGAGGAAAAGGCUUUCUUGUAGGAGAAGAGAUUUCCUUUGCUGAUUAUAACCUUGUGGAUCUUCUGCUCAAUCACCUUGUACUGGCUCCAGAGUGUCUCGCAGACUUCCCUCUUCUCUCAGCAUAUGUCGAGCGCGUCACUUCUCGACCCAAGAUCCAGGCCUUCCUCUCCAGUGAUGCCCACAAAAAAAGACCAAUUAAUGGCAAUGGAAAGCAGUAACUCGACGAACAGCUGUUUGUGGUUUCUGUGUGUCAAUUACAGUAAUAAACCAUUUGCAAGUCAAA
Molecule: messenger RNA, 799 nt
Organism: Spea bombifrons (plains spadefoot toad)
Lineage: Eukaryota; Metazoa; Chordata; Amphibia; Anura; Pelobatidae
Gene: GSTP1
Product: glutathione S-transferase pi 1
Exons: 7
Coding region: 102-734 (210 amino acids)
Biological process (GO): glutathione metabolic process
Cellular component (GO): cytosol
Molecular function (GO): glutathione transferase activity
Source: RefSeq, a predicted model, not a curated record